Lasiodiplodia theobromae is the source of this 726-nucleotide messenger RNA. RefSeq names its product Lipoate-protein ligase b. Lineage: Eukaryota; Fungi; Ascomycota; Dothideomycetes; Botryosphaeriales; Botryosphaeriaceae. The record is from RefSeq and is a predicted model, not a curated record. Gene Ontology annotation, cellular component: mitochondrion. Gene Ontology annotation, biological process: protein lipoylation. Gene Ontology annotation, molecular function: lipoyl(octanoyl) transferase activity. The transcript has a single exon. The coding region runs from base 1 to 726 and encodes 241 amino acids.
AUGCGUCUAGGCCACCUCCAUCUCUCCCGGCCGCAGAGAAUAUGGCCGUACCAGCGCGUCGCCGUCCUACAAGACCAAGCCGUGGCCAAGUAUCUCGCCGCAAAAGCGCGGCCUGAACUUUCUCCGCCAAACCCUACCGUCAUCACUACCGAAUUUAAUCCCGUCUACACCUGCGGCCGCAGAGAAAUCGGCACUGUCGAUCCCAAGCAGCAGGACUACCUCCGCGCGAAUGGCGAGGCCGAAUUCGUCGAAGCCCUGCGCGGAGGCCAGACGACUUUCCACGGCCCUGGUCAGCUGGUCGCCUACCCUAUCAUCGACCUGAAAAGGCAUCGCAUUACCCCGCGCGACUAUGUCUGCCUACUGGAGAAGACCGUAAUCCAGACUUGUGCUGCAUAUGGCAUCAAGGCCAUGACCACCGAGCACACGGGCGUGUGGACCACUCCAGACAGGAAGAUAUGCGCUCUUGGCCUGCACAUGAGACGGAACAUCACCAGCCACGGCAUUGGCCUGAACGUCAAUACCGAUCUCAAGUGGUUCGACAGGAUCGUUGCCUGCGGCCUUGAGGGCAAAAAGACUACCAGCUUCGAGAACGAGGGCGUCGUGGGAAAAACCGUCGAAGAGGUUGCCAACUUAUUCGUCAAAAACUUCGCUGAAAGACUUAAGGCUGCCGGGGUGGACGAGAUGAGUAGUGAAGAGGACUACAUACGAUACUUAGAUGCAGAAUAG